CUCAGUAUUGUACUCUUUACUAUCUGGAGUCAUAAAAAUGUCAUUGGAAUUAUGAACUGCUACGCGUCUUAUCUUGGGUGUGAUAAAGCCCCACUGAUUUCCGCCCUAGCAAUAAUCACUUGCGCAGAUUUUGAAAAGUAUUUAAGUUAUUGGCAGCGCAGAUUCGGCCACUUUCAACGAAACACAGGAGUACAUGAGAAUGGGAACAAGUAGCCACAGAUUAAGAGGAAGAAAUAACACCUUAUGUAUCAUAUUAGCAGUUCUGAUCAUUGGAACUUCGGCACAAACAUGUGACCAACCCUUGGGUCUUCAGGACAAGAGAAUCAAAUCAUCUCAAAUUACAGUGUCGUCAACUGCGGCGAACAGCGACAAGGAGUAUGUGAGAUUUGGUUGCUGUGAUGGCAUGACCAUCGGAGGAUGGUGCCCGGCCACCGCGGCGCAAGGCGAGUGGGUGCAGGUCAAUUUCGACACCCCUACCCUGAUAACAGCCAUACAGAUCUCCCAUCCAGCUACAGUGGACAACACCAGAUACCCAACCGACUACUUGAAAACCUACAGCAUUAAGUAUGCGGUACCAGGCAGUAAUGGUACUUUGACGGAUCUUCUCGAGGGCAAUCAACCAGCGAUUGUCGAGGGAACGUUUAACAGGUCACUCGCCUAUAAAACUGACAUCGGGUACCUCACGGUGGACAGUAUCCGCAUUCAGGUGGUGUCCUUUGAGCAGCAGCCGUGUUUCAGGAUGGAACUCUUCGGAUGUGAUCCAUAUGACAUAUGCCCACUUGGAUGUGAAAACGGAGGAUAUUGCAACGGACCCAAUAGGUGUCAAUGUCCGUUUGGUUUCUACGGAGAUAGAUGCGAACACUCUAGUCUUAACUGUAAUACUGCACUCGGGAUGGGAGACGGUAGUAUUCGCUUGAACCAAAUCACGGCCUCGUCAACAGCAGCUGACAGCAGACUUGAAUACGCCCGUUAUGGCUGCUGUGACAACGCAGGUACACCUGUAGGGGGUUGGUGCCCAGCUACGAAUGCUAAAACUGAGUAUUUACAAGUAGCAUUAGACAAACCGAUGCGUAUAUCGGCUAUCGGCUCAAGACAUCCAGGCAGGGACGACCAGUCGACCUACCAGACUACGUAUCUGAAAUCGUACAGAGUUCGGUACCAUGUGCCACAGACGGCAAUGUGGAAGUAUUAUGGCGACUAUCGAGGAGCCGCGGUAUUUCCUGCGGCUUACAACGACAGUCUUUCAUACACUAUCGGGAUAACUCCUUUUGUAACAGACAGAAUUCAACUGUACGUGGAAGAUUUUAAAAACAGACCCUGUUCCCAGUUUGAAUUUUUUGGAUGCGACCCCACAAAUCUAUGCUCUGUGCCAUGCAAAAACGGCGGAUCAUGCAAAGGGCCCAACCAGUGUAGCUGCCCUAAAGGUUUCGGAGGUGCUCAGUGCCAGCUGACACCAUCUACUGUCGUCACCCAAAAAUGUGUGUUCCAGAACAUCAUCGGCACCACUCUGGUAUCAACAUCCUUCAACCUGACGGUGAUAGGCAACCCAGUUCUCCUUGGCAAUACGCUGCAGCUGAACGGCCAAAACCAAGCUAUCCAGAUGCCUAGAAAGAGCCGGGAGUGCCUGGGCAAUCUUAACCGCUGUACGACUGGUCUCACCAUAGGCUUAAACGUUAAAUUCCAAACCCUUACCCCGAACGCCGUAAUCAUAUCUAGCGCAGAUCUGACCAACCCUGCUUCAAAUGGUAUCACCUUGCUCACCGUUAGCAAUGGCCUCAGCCUGAAUGUCCGCACGAGCAGCCUUGAUUGCACGGCCAAUAGCCAGCCCAAUAUCCUCACAGUAAACCAAGAAGUCAAAUUGGAAGUUUCUUUCGAUCAACAGACCGGUGUUCAGCUCUACAUGAACAAUCGCGUCGUGGCAGAAACCAAAGCCUCCGAGUGCCAGACUCGCCGGAACCUGAACCCUGUCAGCCAGCCCAUCACCAUUGGUGGCCCUGUGACCCCAAGCGGAGCGUAUGCCACCAUUGAAGUGCGAGGUCUGACCUACUGGUACGUCUCGCGCCCCAACCUGGUCAACAUUGGUCUAAUAAACGACACAGCGAAGGGGAACCUAUCAACGACAACUACCUCGCCAAUUACCACCGAACACACUUUAACUCAGGAAUAUGACCUCACGACACUUGUCGUUCCCACGGGUACUACGUUUAUUGCUGCCACGCAAGACGUUCAUGUCACCACUCAAGCGAUUGUCGCACCUGACACCAAUGACACAAAAGGACCAGAUGCCACCACCGAAGCGGUUGGCACACCAGAAACCAAUGUCACACAGGGACUAGAUUUCACAUCUGAUGCUGUUAAAAAGACUACACCAAAACCCACCCCACCCCAAUCACCCCCAACGGUAAACCCAAAUAGCAACAGCACAACGACAUUACCUUCAACCUCCACCUCAGUUAUUCGUAGCACACCGAUACCCAAAAGUCCUCCUACUUUAGAACCAAAGACCAAUGGCACAGCCACCCCAACAACCCCGUUUACGUUAAACCCAAAGAGCACCCCAAAGUAUAAAACUCCCCCAACUUCAGAUCCAAAGACUAAUAGUUCAUCCACACCAAAAAAUCCAUCAACAACAUUCUUAAGUAUUGGUAGUGAAACACCUACACCCGCAAGUCCCGCUACGUCCGAUCCUAAAUUCAACACCACAUCUAUUCCAAAAUUCCCUUCGACGACUGCCCAGAAAACCAGCAACACGCCAAAGGUCAUAACUCCUCCAACUUCAGACCCCAAAACCAAUAGCACAACCACUCUCAAAUUCCCAUCAACAUCAGAUCCGAAGGGCAGUGUAACACCGACGAUGAAAUUUCCUCCUACCUCAGUUCCAAAAUUCAAUACCUCAACUACUUUUAAAGUGCCCUUAAGAUCCGAUCCAAAUGGCAGUACAACGCCAGUACCCAAAAUCCCUCCUACGUCAGACCUAAAAUCCAACAGCACAACCACGUUAAAAUAUCCGCCAACAUCAGAUUCGAGUAGCAAAACUACGCCAUCACCGAAAAUCCCUCCUAUUUCAGACUCAAAAACUACUUUAAAAUUUCCGUCCACAUCUAACCCGAAGAUCAGCAGUACGCCCACAGCCGCGGUUCCUCCCACUUCACAUUCCACCAGCACUCCCAUACUUAAAACACCAUCAACCAUGGGUCCGAAAUUCAGCGUUACACCCACUCAAAAAACACCGAAUCCACUGAAACCAACAAGUCUUAUAGUUUCCGUGCCACCUGUCAAGGAAAAUGCUACUUCACCAUCUGAAAGGAAUGUUACCUUGGGUGAAAAUACCCAAACAGUGGACGUAACGACAUCAUCUUAUCAAGAGAAGGCGACAGCGACACCAACUGUAGAAAUGCCUGAUUAUAACAAUACGCAAGAGGAACUCGUAACAAUGCCAACCAGUUCUUUUCAUGAAACUACAGAGUUGGAAAGAACGACACGUUUUGCUGAAGUUUCUGAACCCAAAGUAACAGGCGAGGUGGAUAUUACAACACAAGAUAUUCUUGUAAGUCAGACAGUUUCUGAAGAAAGCACCCCAGUUGCAGACAAAACUGGUCCAGUGACCCCAACAACUAGUUUUGUUACAAAGAGCAGCGACAAAACCACAAAAAAUUCACUGAAAAUAACAACUACCAAAACAUCAACAUCUCCAUUCAAGCUUGAAUACACAACCGUGCCAUUUGUCACAAAGCCUGAAACCACCGAGGAAGAAAAAAUGCCCACAGCGCCAUAUCUUUUCAACACAACAGCAACUCAAACUGUUAAAAUACCUACUCAUAAUUAUACACAAGAAGAGCUCGUGACAGUGCCAACUAGAUCUGACAGUGAAACAACCCUAGAAGCAACAAAAGAGGUUGUUGAAGUAACUGUGUCGGACAAAACUAGUAAGGUAACAUCAAGCUCCAAAAUGCCUCCAACUCUAAACCCAAAAACCACUUCACACAAAAUACCAGAAACAACAAUAACCCCAAGGGAAAGCAGCAAGUCUACACAAAAACCAUUAAAUCCACUAAAACCGACAACUGGAACAAAUAAACCACCAACAGGCAAAGGGAAUAUCACUUUGCCUGCUGAGCAGAAUGUAACGAUGGUCAAAACUACCGGAAUGGAGGGAGCGUCAACACCAUCUUUUCAAGUUAACUUCACCCAAGCCAUAGGUGUUACAACCCCAGCUGUUAAACCAACCACGGCCAUUGACAAAACCGAUAAGCUAACAUCGACCACCAUAUCGUCAACGCCCGUGUCCACAAAGAACACGGAAAAAUCAACUGCGACGCCAUACAAGCUUAAAACCACCACUGUUAAGUCAACGGGCGUUCUACAAAAUGCCACAAUGCCACUCCAAACUGUGAAGACUACUGAAAAGACAACUGUAGUAGAAUAUCAGACAACAGCCAUAUUUCUUUCCACAUCAACUCCUAAAGACGCCAAAAGCUCGACUUCAAAUCCAAACAGCUUGCAUUCGACAGAAUCGUCCACACCCGCUCUGCCAAAAACUAAGCUCCCCCUACAAACUACUGAAAGCACAAAGGUAUUGCACACAACGACUGCACGCUUAGAACUUAGCACGCACACGGUGAAGGACGUUUCUGAUUCUGUCACAACCGCUUUAAAGAAAACCACACCUAUUUCAGAGACUUCCAGUCAGGGUACUGUCUCUGGUAGUACCCCUGCUACUACAUUAAAUGUUACUAAAACAGACUCUCCUUUCCAUAAAACAGAUACGCCAGAAAGCACAACCAUGCCAACGGAGAGACCUGUCACAACUACCACAACUAAACCAACCACUGUGAAUCCUCUGAAAACUAUCUUCGUUGACUUCAACACCUUGGUAACCGACAAGAUCUUAACGACCACCGACUUCAAUGCACAACUGACCGGAACACCAUUGGUAGAUAAUACUACGGAUAAGGGACCAGCCAUUAAACUGACGACUGAUACCGUCUGCAUUAAUAUGGGCCGUCCGUCCACGUGCCUUGGAGAUGUGGAAAACUGCACCGAAGGAUUGACCAUCUCUUUUCAAAUAAAAUGUGAACAGCUGGCAGAGAACACCUAUAUCCUAUCUUCCGGCGGUGAGCUUCCAGACAGUUACGGCGUGGCAGUGGUGUACAGAUUUGGCCGUAUGCAGUUCAUGUUGACAACCAGUGACAGUAGCUGGUUUGGAUCCGCCCCACUUUCUACCCAGUGUCAAUGGUCUCGAUAUGACCUUACAUGGAAGAACGACACCGGCCUUGCGGUGUACCAGAACGAGAUUUUGGUGGCGGAACAGAAACAACCAACUCCCCGAGGACAGGGUUCUUAUGAGAGGGAGCCGAUUUCCAUCGGAUGUUCAAGCAACCCGAAAAAUACAACAAAGCCCAAAAGUGUGUGGAUGAAGAAUUUGAAUUUCUGGCUAACAACCAGAACUAUCCUUGUCAGAGAGGGUAUCAUAGCGUGCCACAGCCAUCAUUUCUUUGUCCUUUUAGUCACCACAAUUCCACCUAGCACGACUUCUACCACAACCAAGCCAACUACAACCACCACACCGGAGCCCACUACAACCACUCCGUGGCUGAAAACAAGUCCAGGGACCUGUCCGGCUGGCUGUCAACCAAUAGGAACAACCGGUUUUCCAACCCUUCCCAAAUCUCCAACUUUAGACGCUACUGACAGUAAGGCACCCAAAAUGCUCUUUUACUGCAACAUUCCUCGAACCAGUGAAGCAAACGUCAAUUACUUUGUGGAGUGGUAUGUCAACGGAAAAGUAGUGAAGAACGAAUGGGUUCAGAGUACUGUGGACAGAGCCGUAUUGGACCCAGUCGCUGACAAACAGUUCUGCUUUGGACAAGGAGUCUAUUGCUCAGUGAGGGCCAGGUACACCGGGGUCUGCAGUGGGCCCAUUAGUCCACCGCUUUACAGCAACCGAUUCGUUCCAAGCAUUAAGUUAGUUACCCAGGGCACCAUUAAGCUGCGUGAGGGCGGCGAAGAGAAGAACAUUGUGCUGCAGACCAACGCUCCUCCUUACCUCCUCUGUGACAGAACUGCAUCUAUUCCCGGGGACAAGAUGUGCUCAGUUUCCAUAGAAACGGGGCUUAUGCAGUCCACGAGGGACUUGAGGUGCGGUGACAGGAAAACUCACAUCUCACAGGCUGUGUUUAGGUGGCUAGGAGGCAAUUCAGCAGCAGCCGCAUAUUGUGGCCUUGAUGUAAGCGGGACUAAGUGGAGUGAGAACAUCGUAAUACCAGUAAAAGCCAAGGCCGAUGGAAGAUACGAUUAUAAGCAGGAGAGACUCGUUACAGUGGCUCUGAAAACUGUUUGUGGACAGAAAAUUGCCCAAAAAGUACUGACAACAGAGACAAAACUUAAGGUUGAGGUCACUGACGGAGACAGAAGAGCCGCUUGCAGUUCCACUAAUGACCCUCACAUGAGCACCUUUGAUAGAAGGAGAUACAACAACUUCUAUGAGGGAGAGUUUGUUUUGUACAGGCACAAGGAACUGCCAUAUGCCGUUCACGCAUUCUACAAAAAGUGCCACAGAGCAACCUGUAACUGUGGAGUGGGCGUGAAAUCUGGAGAUGACGUCAUCAUGAUUGAUAGGUGCCAAGGUUUAAAGACCAAACGCACUAAGAAAAGUAAGAAAAGUAAACGUAGUAAAUACAGUAGAGGAACUACAUACCCGGUGCAAGUGAACAUCUACAAGAACGGCGAGCUGACUCCUGGUACACGAAUCUUUUCAACCAAUAGGGGACAAAGUUAUGAGAUUCACAUGCCCCAUGGCACAUAUGUGACAGUACAGAUCCACGGUUCCAUGUACAUCAACAUUGUUGUCACACCCUCAGCGUCCGAUUUUCAGAGAGUAGAAGGUCUGUGUGGAAACUACGAUGGCAGUAGCAGAAAUGAUUUGGUAAAGAGGGACGGCAGCACGGAAAAUACCAGAUCUAUUUAUCCAAAUGAUUUCUCAAAGAGCUGGAGGGUACUCGCAGGCGAGAGCAUAUACACCGGCGUAGCGGCUACCAGAGCCAAGGGUCAAAACAAUGGAGCCAUAUACUGCGACUGUAUCUUGGGCUUGGCCCCUCGCUGUGGUUAUAGCUUCGACAUUGAAACCUGCGAUGUACGCACUAGAGGUACCGAAGUGACCCGGACAUUCUUAAGGAACGCCAAGCCAGCUCGUCCAGCUAGAUACAGAGGGAAGAGACAGGCCGUGGAGAACGCUCCACAGAUCGACUAUCCAACACCACCGACGUUUGAUCUGACCUUCAACCCAGAUCCUCCAAGUUGGCCUGCCGCUGGAAUGACAGAACAAGAGGCGACGGAAUUCUGCAAGGCAGAGAUCGCAGAUAAUGCUUUUGCAGCUAAAUGCAACUUACUGACGGAGAAGAACAGCACUGAAGACGUUGAGGAUUGUGUCUCGGAUAUUUUGGCCACUAACAGCACAGAUUACGUGGCGCAACAGCAGGAGGCCAUAAAGGGCCAGUGCAUGACGGAGCUUCAAAGAGACAGUGCCCUUUCCGGAGACAACCCGAACCCUGGGAACCUCAGCAUAAAUGUAACUGAGUUGACCGAAAACCUCUGUCCCGGAAACUGCAGCGGCAAUGGAACCUGCGUGGAAGGCCAGUGUCAGUGUAAUUCUGGACUUGGCGGUGCCGACUGUUCGACAGAUCUUGACGCUCCUCCAUUGGUGGCAGGCAUUCCAGGCGAUGGACUGUGUGACGUCAGGACAGGCACUUGCAACAGCAGUGAAGUCUAUGGAGAGAGUUUCGUUGAUUCUGACACGCUGAAAUGUAUGGUUCAGGAAGUGCAGGUCACCGAAACGGACACCAACGUAGUAGGAGAGAUCGAGGUCGUGGCAGCCACUUUCCUCAAUACGUACAUGGUAAACUGUCAACUGCCAAAGAUUGCAAGUUAUCAUAUACAGAUUAGUAACUAUGGACUAAACCCAAGUGUGGACAAGGUGUUGUUUCUACCUUACAAUGGCAUCUGUCAUACAUGUGACGUCGUCACGAAUGACACAACUGCAGCAACUUGUAAACGUAAUGAUUUAUCCUGCAUCAUAGACGGCGAGUGCUACGCCCCAGAUGACAUCAACCCUGACGACGAAUGUAUGUUGUGUAGACCGGAAUCACCCGAUUUCUGGUCCGUCGAUCUGGCUUGCCGUAAGAGGAAAGCAGCCGGUAAUUCAGCAGAAGGGGGGCUCACCAAGGUUGACAUCGGCGUGAUUGCUGCAGCCGCUGGUUUCAUUGUUGCCGUCAUGAUCAUUGGGUUUACCUACCUUUGGUGCCGAAAAAACGCCCAAAUGAAGCAAAAGAAAUCGGCCUACGAGCAAUCAAUCCACCGUUCUGAAGAGCCGAGUCACGUGUACGAAAACAAAUCCUAUGGUCACUUGACACCAGAAGGGGGUUCUCACACAGGACGGUACGAUUUCGUACCGGAUGGCCCUGGCGAAGAACCGUGCAAAUUGAUAAGAAAAAAUCAAAUCAAGAAAAUAUGAGAAGUCAAAGACGCGUAUCAUUGAAAUCUCAGAAAGAAGAAAUGCAAGUCUCGUUUGAAAAGUCAAAUAAAUUUUAUUAAGGUCGUUGAAAAGACUCAAUAUUGUUACCAGUUUUAAAAGAAACAGUCUAUUUUAUACUCGAAAGUUGUUUAUGAUUAUGAAUAUAAUUGUAUCGAUCUAUGCAGACUGCUGUGUUCCAUAUUAAGUAAUGUCAAUAUUACAUGACUCGGACGACGUAAUAUCAUUGAAUAUUAACUUUGGUUGUGUACUCGUGUUCGUCUAUACAGUGUAAUAUUAUUACAUUGGGUUUACUAAUAUUAGACAUUCAUUUAGCUGAGUGCAUUUUGAUGACAUAUUUAUACAUUUACGAAAUACAUGUAUUUUGGAAUAGAAGUAGUCUAUCGUUUGGUUCC
Lingula anatina is the source of this 8922-nucleotide messenger RNA. RefSeq lists its product as uncharacterized. The record is from RefSeq and is a predicted model, not a curated record. Gene Ontology annotation, cellular component: extracellular region; cell surface. Gene Ontology annotation, molecular function: signaling receptor binding. NCBI's taxonomy places the organism in Eukaryota, Metazoa, Brachiopoda, Lingulata, Lingulida, Lingulidae. Gene Ontology annotation, biological process: anatomical structure development.